AUGUAAAUUAAUAAGGAGAAUUAUUUAAAGAACAAUUAAAUAGACUUCUUAUUUAUUGAUUAACAAGAAAUUAAGAUUUUCAUCAAGAGAUUAUUAUGUACUGUAAUAUAGAUUAUACAAUUAUUCAACUCCUUGUUGUUUUUUAAUGAUCAAUUUAACCUAGCGUUGUUUUUUUCAAAUGACAUCACUUCAAUUUAAUAAGAAUUUAUACAAUUAAAUAUUGAGUUUUUCCCUGCACUAUUGUCAGAAUUGAUUGAAGAUAAGAAGCCAAUAAAUUAGGGAAUGAUGGUGUCAUUAAGUUAUUUGAGGAGCAUAAAAUUAAAAAGCUUAACUAUAUGA
This is a messenger RNA of Paramecium pentaurelia, 339 nucleotides long. NCBI's taxonomy places the organism in Eukaryota, Ciliophora, Oligohymenophorea, Peniculida, Parameciidae. The record is from the annotation of a GenBank genome assembly.